Didymodactylos carnosus is the source of this 438-nucleotide messenger RNA. The record is from the annotation of a GenBank genome assembly. NCBI's taxonomy places the organism in Eukaryota, Metazoa, Rotifera, Eurotatoria, Philodinida, Philodinidae.
AUGUCGAUGUUAAAAACUGUUGUAACAAAAUUAUCCGUUUUACCCAAAGCCGGUGUAGCACAUAGUGUUGCCAUUGCCAAUGCCAGUAAUCAUCGUUAUAACUUUGAUCAUCAUGACUUGUCAGUGGUACCGCAUGAACAACUUAACUUAUGGCGUACACCAUAUAAAGGUGAUGAUGAUACAAUAACACAGGUAAAAAGUCGAAAAGGCAUGUUAGAUCGUUAUGUUGAACGUCGUACACGUCGUAUACAAGAAUUGCAGUUACACUGGUUGCAACAUUCUGAUCGAGAAGUUUAUUUAAUGUUUAAUCGUGAUAAAAUUAUUUUAACGCUGUAUGCUCUAGCUGGCGGUCUAGCAUUAUUUAUAACAGCGAAAGCUGGAUAUGAUCAAAUGAAAAAGAAAGAUCGACUUAAACGUAAGCAGCAAAUGAACAAAUAG